UCAAAUGUUUCGCGGUUGCCAAGACGGCCCGCUGCUCCGCGUCACGUGCGAGUGGGAAGUCGCGGCGACACAAGAGCUGAGUCGCGCCGGGCUGAGCGCUCGCUCGCAGUCGGAGCUGAGUGCGGAGCCCAAGACGGACGGCUACAGCUCUCGGGGCCCCAGCCGUCCCCACACCCGGUCCCCCUCCCUCGGCCUCCUCCCCCAGUCCGGGCUGCCGAGCCGCCCGGCGCAGAAGGAAGCAUGCUGGCCGUCGGCUGCGCGCUGCUGGCCGCCCUGCUGGCCGCGCCCGCGGUCGCGCUGGUCCUCGGGAGCUGCCGCCCGCUGGAGGUGGCAAACAAUACGGUGAUUAGCCUGCCCGGGGCCACCGUCACCCUGAUCUGCCCUGGGAAGGAAGCAGAAGGCAACACCACCAUUCAGUGGGCGUACUCUGGCUCGCAGCACAGACGGUGGACUACCACGGGGAACUCACUGCUUCUGAGGGCAGUGCAGCUCAAUGAUACGGGCAACUAUUUAUGCUUCCUGGAUGAUCACCUGGUUGGAACUGUGCCCUUGCUGGUAGAUGUUCCUCCAGAGGAGCCUAAACUCUCCUGCGCCCGGAAGAACCCCCUUGUAAGUGCUACUUGUGAGUGGUUCCCAAGCAGCCCCCCCUCUCCUACGACCAAGGCUGUGCUGUUUGUGAAAAAAAUCAACACUGCCAAACCAAACAGUGGCUUCCAGUUGCCCUGCCCGUAUUCUCAGAAGUUCAGAAGCUUCUCCUGCCAGGUGGAAAUCCUAGAGGGUGACAAAAAUUACCACGUAGUGUCGCUGUGCGUUUCAAACAGUGUCGGAAGCAAGUCCAGCAGCAAUGUGGCUUUUCACAGUUUAAAAAUCGUGCGGCCUGACCCCCCUGUGAAUCUUGUGGUGUCCGCCAUACCUGGAAGGCCUCACUGGCUCAAUGUCAGCUGGCAAGACCCUGAGUCCUGGGACUCACGCUACUACAUGCUGAAGUUUGAGCUUCGAUACCGACCUGUGUGGUCGAAGACGUUCACGGUGUGGCUGGAGGCCCAGCACCAGUGCAUCAUCCGUGAUGCCUUGCGAGGAGUGAAGCACGUGGUGCAGCUCCGUGGGAAGGAGGACCUUGAGACCGGCCAGUGGAGCGAGUGGUCCGCGGAGGCCACCGGCACUCCUUGGAUAGAGCCCCCGAGCACUCCCACAGGGAUCCUGGAGGACCCCACACAGGUCUCUGAUGAAGACUAUGACGAAGAGGAGUAUUUGUACAACCAGCCUGUAAAAGCGACAAGCUUCCCGGCCUCAGGGCAAGAUUCUUCCUCAAUAUCGCUGCCCACAUUCCUGGUGGCUGGAGGAAGCCUGGUGUUUGGGUUGCUCCUCUGUGUCUUCAUCAUCCUGAGGCUCAAGAAGACGUGGAAGUCUCCGGCUGUGCAGGAAAGCAAGACAAGUUCUCCCCCGCCAUAUUCCCUGGGACAACUGAAGCCGGCCUUCAUACUGGUUCCUCUCCUCACCUCAGCAGGGUCCCACAACAGCUCCAGGCCUGACAACACCUUAAACCACAGCCGUCCGGGUGUCAGAGACCCGCAGAGCCCUUAAGACACCAGCAAUAGGGACGGCUUAUUCCACAGCUAGUUGUCUGGAUGGGACCUGCAGCUGGUGUCAGAUCAGCACCGCCACUCCAGCUCACCCGGCCAGCAGUGGCGGUUGGGGAGAGCCUUGCAGAAGGUGCGGAGGGGUUAGGACUGUGUGCUGCACAUGCUCUGAAGGCAGGGGUUGUGAGGGACGCAGGCCACCAUGAGGACAUAGCCUCCACACCCUCAGGAUAGCCUCAGGUAGGGGUGCCAAAGGUUGCCCUAAUUGCCUAGCUCUGACUCACUCCCCCAACCCACCUUUUAGUUGAACUCUUGCAAUCCAAGCACCUUUGGCCUUCUCUUUUCCUAGGCCGCUAAGGCUGGGGAGGAACUCAUGCCCACUCUCCUCGAUACCGGGAAAGCCGCUGGAAAAGCAGCUGGCGUCCCGCUUGUGACGAAUCUCUCAGGGCCUGAUGGUUUAAGCAGAAUGAUAUUAAUCUCUUGUAAGACGUUUCAGAUGUGAAUGAUAAUUCUAGGCACUGCUGACUGCAGAAGUUUUCUUUUCUUAUUUGAACUCAGGACUUCAGGAGAAGAGAAGCAGGAAGGAAGGGGAAGGACGGAUCUCCACUGUGCCAGUUGUAGUCCAGGGACACAGCCUCUGAAAACAUGUUUUCUGUCCCCCGCUACUUCCCCAGGGGAGGGUGCUGUUAGUGAGUUCCUCUGCUAGGGCAGAGAGUAUAGCUACUUUACUCUGGCCUUGCUCAUACUGGUUUCAACUGGACCUGAGCUACUGGGAAAGACAACAUUCAUGAAAAAAGAAAAACUUAAGUAGCAUUUCCAUUUUGCUUUUACAAAACUGUUGUCUGAACCGUGUGGUGGCGCACACCUUUAAUUCCAGCAUUUGGGAGGCAGAGGCAGGUGGAUGUUUCUGAGUUCAAGGCCAGCCUCUAACAGAGUGAGUACCAGGACAGCCAGUGCUACACAGAGAAACCUUGUCUUGGAAGACAAAACAAACAAAUUAACAAACAAUCAAGGAAUGAAAACUGUUGCCUGUUUCUCUUGACCCUGGAAGAGGCUGUGUGCUGGUGCAUGAACCACCCAGGAGGUGGGAGAUGAUAGUGGGGUGGGGGAUGGCAGGGUGAUACAGUAACUUUGUUUAGCACAAAAGCCAAGUCAAGUGAAAAUCAAGAAAAAUGUUUCCUGUAACAGAGAAGACUUCGGUUUCGUUCUGUGUCUUGUUUCUGUCUUAAAAAGUGUACGAAUAGUCUGUGCUUGGCUUCAGGGAAUGAAUGCGUGCCAGGCUUAGGAAAGAAGGGUAUCCACUUCCUGUUACCCCUCACCGCCACCAUGGCCUUCCUCACUUCACAUCCAGUCCCCGCAGAAGCACUGGUCCCCUCGUCACUUUCGCUUCACUGAUGUUAGUGGUCACCCAGGAGACCGCAGAGUGGCGCUGGGAUUAAAGUGAGCCUUGCAGUCAUUUCUUUUUUUUUUUUUUUUUUUUUUUACCAGAUCCCAAUGCUUUGCUAGUAGCUUACCUUUUCAGAAAAUGCCACCCCCAGGGGACAGGAGGUGGAGCCCGGAGGCCACACUUGUGCUGUCUGCUCCACAGAUCCGGGUGCCACUGCCCUGGGCUUUGUAUGUUUCAGGGCCUGUUGCUGUCAUAGAAAAGGGUUUGUAAGUUGACAAAAACCAGGCAGGUAUUCAUGUUUUUUCCCCCUUUGUUAAGUUUCUGGGACUCAAGAGUUGCAAACAUGCUGUGAAGGGAGUGAGGGAGUGUUAGAAAAAGCGAUCAGUAGGGAGCAGGCGGCUGAGCUUAGUCUUCACCUGCUGGUACCAAAGCCAGGCAGAACAAGCUGGUGGAAGAUUGAAAUCCAGAUAACUCAUUAUCUCCGAAAGCUAAGUAGCUUUAAUCCCCAAGUUGUUAUUGCUUUCACUAUUAUUAUAAAAGGCUAGCCCUCCCCCCUUUUUCCUUUUGACUUUUAAUAAGCUAAUGUCAAUGAAGUCUGUUUCAUCUGAGCCCCAGCUUCGCUCAGAGACACAGGUCCAGGCCCUCAGCUGCUUCUGGCCUCCAAUCUGUGUCACUGGAGUUUCUGCAGCCCACAGGCUGCCUGUCAACAGUCACUUGACACCCACAGUCAGGGAUCCGGCAGGCAGAUGUGGCAGCUUUAGACAGGGUUUAAACACGACCUCCGCUGCACGGUGGGAAGAGUAGAACCGGCUCAAGUGCUAAACUGAGAUUUGAUUCUUAAGGCAUUAGUGAAACAGCUUUAAAAUAUUUCAAGGGAGUAGCAGGGGCUGUGCACCGAGACGUCUGGAGACCGAAUGCUUUCUCUCCGCGAGCGUGGUCUCUGCAGUUUCUCACCUGGCUGUAUGCUCACGCUGAGUCUUUGCCGUGUCCCUGAUGUCUUGGGAGAACGAAACUGGUGUGAAGUUCACGGCUGGAGUUGGGCUGGAGCCAGUGGGGCACAGAGCCCAGCAGGGUAGGCCAGCUGUGGCCGUGCUCUGCAGGUUUAAGAAUGCCUGGCUUGCCUCCUUUUUCUCCCUAGCAGCUCGUUAUGCCUUACCUAGUUGGAGAGGAUUCCCACACUCAGCUGCAGGUGGAGGUGCUGAGAAACCUAUCUUCAGGGUUACAGGAUUACAGGGUCACCUUUCCCAUGCUGCAGCCUAUGGUGAGGCUGUGGCUGGAAGUGGCAGGCCAGCUGGCUCAGGACCUAGUGCUGGUGCUGGGGAGGGUCUGCCAAAGGUCUUUCCAGCCUCUAGUCCUCGCGAGGUUGGAUACCAGUUCCAGGAGUUUCUAUGGCAACCUCGAUGCUUAUUAAGGAAAAUUGUCAAUUUUGUGAAUGUAUGCUCAGAUGGAGAUCUAGUUUGCAGGGGAAGGACUGGGACUGUGGAGCGAGCUGGAAUGACAGAGAUUUUCUUGGCUAGAGAUCAUAUCCGUUAAGCAAAAUACCUCAAUGCUACAUGUUUUGUUUCAAGACAAUGUUUUUAAGGUUUUUUACCCGUGUUACCAGCAAGUUGAUACCUAAGCUCUUUCUGCAAAGUAGUGUAAUAUGUUUUUUCAAUGUUUUCUUUUUGGGGGUGGGGGAAGAACCACUGUUUUUUAAAAGUGAAAAUUGUAACUGAAAUAAAUACUUUUUCAAACUGCA
Molecule: messenger RNA, 4705 nt
Organism: Alexandromys fortis (reed vole)
Lineage: Eukaryota; Metazoa; Chordata; Mammalia; Rodentia; Cricetidae
Gene: Il6r
Product: interleukin 6 receptor
Exons: 10
Coding region: 241-1584 (447 amino acids)
Biological process (GO): ciliary neurotrophic factor-mediated signaling pathway; positive regulation of tyrosine phosphorylation of STAT protein; interleukin-6-mediated signaling pathway
Cellular component (GO): external side of plasma membrane; membrane; signaling receptor complex
Molecular function (GO): cytokine receptor activity; interleukin-6 binding
Source: RefSeq, a predicted model, not a curated record